UUUCUCUCUUCGAGUGGCGACCGCGAGGAGAGGUGCGAGUACUCAGCAAUCCAAGCACAAGUGCUGGAGGCUGGCUUGUCUUAUUUCACGAGGUAGAAUAGUGAAUACGAGAGCUUGGAGAGAGGUAUCAAGAUAAUCCAUACAGCUUCUGCACACAAAGUGUCGAUGGACGCGCGCGUACAGUCAUCCUAGGUAGCACCACCACCUUUCGCCAACGGCAGCUAGCACGACAUGGGCGGAGCUAGAGACCAUCACGCGCAUCAUGUGCAUGCGCACGGACAACAAGGUCACUCGCACUCGCAGCAGCACCAUUCUGCGCCGCACGAGCCAUCUACCUCGUCCUCAUCAGGCUUGCCGCCCGCACCGACCAAAUUUGACGCCAGCCAGGCACAGGCCUGCAGGUUGCAGGAUGCAUAUUGGAGUGAUGAUGAGGAGGACAUGGACUGCCCGUUGUGCUUGGAAGAGAUCGACCUGUCCGAUGUAAACUUUAAGCCAUGCCCAUGUGGAUAUCAGAUCUGCCGUUUCUGCUGGCAUCACAUCAAGCAGAAUCUCAAUGGUCGUUGUCCAGCAUGCAGGCGCAAGUACUCAGAUCAGACUGUCGAGUUCACACCAAUGAGUGCCGAAGAGAUCAAACGACUAACGCAAGCCAAGAAGCAAAAAGAGAGGGAGAAGAAGGAGCUAGAGCAGAUGAAUCGGAAACACUUGGCCAACAUGCGAGUCGUACAGAAGAACCUCGUUUACGUCACCGGCCUCAGCUCGAAACUGGCAAAGGAAGAGUUGAUACCGACGCUUAGGUCGCAAGAGUACUUUGGGCAGUACGGACGCAUCUCCAAGAUCCUGAUCAGCAAACGUACGACGGCGAGCAAGCUUGUCAUGGGAAUGCAGGAAAGCGCCAUCGGAGUGUACGUCACGUACUACCGCAAAGAGGACGCAGCGCGCGCGAUCGUCGCGAUCGACGGGACAAAGGGCUCCGACGGGAAGCUGAUCCGCGCCAGCUAUGGCACAACCAAGUACUGCACGACGUACUUGCGGAACCUCCCCUGCACCAAUCCUGCUUGCACAUACCUGCACGAACCAGGUGAGGAGGCAGACAGCUUCACUAAGGAGGACCUCAGCACGCUGCGGCAUGCUGCCAAGGAUAGCGAACGAAAGGCGUCUCGGCCACCACUCAUGGCAACAGCGGUAGCGACGGGGUCGGAGCGCAAAGACUCGGUAUCGUCGAGUAGUGGCCACCACAGUACGCACAUUGGCGGAAGCACAGCAAUGCCAGCGAGCGGCCAAGCAGCCAACCAUACCGCGAGCAUCACACUGGGCUUGAAUGAAUCGGAAGGCGGCAGCAGCGCCCUGCCCAAGACAGCCUCGUGGGGCUCAACAGGCACGGGCGUGCCGCCUAUCAAACCCCCCUCCUUGACAAACGGCAUAGCGAUCACUCCAACGGGACUGCGCGAGCAGGACCUGCCGCCGCUGUCGGCACUGAUCACCCAGCAGACCUCUCAAGUGCAGCAACAACAGCAACAACAAGUUUCCAAGAAGAACAAGCAACAGCAGCAGCAGCAGAAUACCACUGGGAAGAAACAGGCGGCUGGAGAUGCAGCGGCAGCGGCAGCCUCCGUAGCGGCUGCGGCUACUACCAGCCCAGAGCCUACCUCUUCAGCGCCAGCUUCGGCGCUGGUACCAGCGCAGAAGGACAUUGCUGGGCUCGCUGAUACUGCGAAAGCAUCGCCGCAAGCAACGUCCGCGAAGCUGACCCGGACCGAUAGUUCACGUGGCAGCAGCACGCCAGUCGGGCCGCCGCCUGGCCUGGCGGCACCGCCUGCCGCCACUGCUGGUGAGGCAGAUGCAAAACAGUCAAAGGACCAGAAGGCGAAGGACAAGGACAAGGCGAACGGAAAAGACGAUGCUUUGGCGCUUGCACAAGGGAAGGAGAAGGACUCGGCGGAGGACCCAAAGUCGAAAGCGUCGGGCUACCAGCCUUCCUCGAAAGCGCAGGCGCUCAUAGACGACUUGCACCAGCGCCGCAGUGCGCCUGUGCAGCCGAGCCCGUUCCCAGACCUGGACGAGAUUGUACUCGGAAGCUUCUCCAAUGGCGACUUCAGCUUCAACCUCCCAGACACGCUCGCGUCUGGUGCAUGUACAGGUGCUGGUAUCGGCAGCGAUUCUAUCAGAGGCUUCGGCGGUGUCGGUGUCGGCAUUGGAAGCGUCACUGGCCCCGGCAUGGGCACAGCGUUACCUGCAUUUGCGCCGUUUGCGCUGGCAGGAGGAGUAGGGUACAGUGCAGCAUGCGGCUUGAUGGAUCUCGGGAUUGGCUCGCCGAUGUUGACAGCGGCAGGAGGCGUGGGUGCCGCAGCGCAUGGGUAUGGCGGUGCUAGGCGCGCUGCUGCGUAUUCGGGCUCGUUUGAUCCAUUUGCUUCAGCUGAAGAUUCCAAGGGCGCGCCUUUCGCCGCUAUCGACGAGAUGAAGCGGAAUCUGUCUGACGAGCGUGGCAUCGCUGCUGCUGGAAAUGGUGCCGGUGGCGCCGCUGGAGGGACCACAUCGGACGAUGACCGGGCCGGUAGCGAUCAGGGCAAGCGCGGCUCUCGCUUCAGCUUCACACGGAAGCGAGAUGAUCAAGGAAGCGACAAUUCUUUCGCCACGAGCGCGCUCAACGCUAGCUUACCCAGCCUCACCGCGUCUGCCACCUCCGCCGCUUCCUCACCGGCUCUUGACACAUCGCCGUACUCGAACGGCGGGCGCGGAGACUCGUUCCUUAAUGGUAGUAACAACGGCAGUUCGAGUGCCGCGUCGGAGAGUCAGGAUGCUUCCACUCUUUCGCGUAACUUCAUGAGUAGCGUACUUGGGCUCAAGACGGAUGUGACGAACGUACAGGAAGCUGGGCAUGGCAGCAGUGCGCUGAGCAACGACAGGCCCAGCAGCGCCGGAUCUCACUCGCAGCCUCACUCGGGCUUCCCAGCCCAGCGUUCGGUCGGUCCGCACCCGCAGCAAGUAGCCAAUGGCACACGCAGCUGGCAGGAGCAGCAGGCGGCACAAGCGCAACAGCAGCACACAGCUGCGCGGAUGGCGGCCUACCCGCAAGCGUAUGAACAGCAGCAGCAGCAGCGGCAGCCUCAGCAGCAUCCACGCGAGCGUCAGCAGCCUCUUCUUGCUCAACUCAUGGCGUCGGCCAGUCAGCGCCGCGCGGAAAAUGGACAUCAUGUGUUUGGAAUGCCCGGUCAGCACGCUUUUGGCAAUGGCGCUGGCUUGAACGACAUGCCCUUCUAUGAUCCUUCCAUCAUGUCCAUUGCGCGCGGUCCUCAACAGCAGCAGCAACCCCCGCAUCUCGGCGCCUUCCGACCGAUGCCAGGUGCAGCCGCUUAUGACUUCCACGCUCCGCCCGGAUUCGCGCCGCGCAAUCAGACUCAGCGCCCGCACGAUCGCAGUCCGUUCACGCUAUCAUGACAUGAACCAUCUCGCUCUCUCGGCCCCGCCUUCGUGCACACUUCCAAUGUACCAUAGUUCGCUCAAAGAUCUUCACUCUUGAUCCAGUAUAUACGAAUUGGCAAUGGAAGAAAAGCUGAUUC
Messenger RNA from Tilletiaria anomala UBC 951, 3557 nucleotides. RefSeq lists its product as uncharacterized. NCBI's taxonomy places the organism in Eukaryota, Fungi, Basidiomycota, Exobasidiomycetes, Georgefischeriales, Tilletiariaceae. The record is from RefSeq and is a predicted model, not a curated record. Gene Ontology annotation, cellular component: CCR4-NOT complex. Gene Ontology annotation, biological process: protein ubiquitination. The transcript is spliced from 5 exons. Gene Ontology annotation, molecular function: RNA binding; ubiquitin-protein transferase activity. The coding region runs from base 232 to 3435 and encodes 1067 amino acids.